AUCAUGUGAAUCAUGGACCCAUAAAUCACCAAUUUGACUUCGCUUUGCUCGAAUCUGGCAUCUCUUAAAGGCAGCACGCACCCUCUGACGCCCAAAGCCACACACGCACACACACAUACACACACACCACAGCAAACAAAGCCACCGGCGAAGCGAUCAUUGCGCGGCUCAUCAUUGGAGUCGUUCAGGCGCGUGCAGCUCCACCUACACCUCUAGGAGCGGUCAUCUGCACGAACACGUUCACCUUCUUGGAGGGCAUCCUAGUCGGUCAGCUUGGCGCUCACAAGCAAGCAGCUCGCCCCACCCGGUCAACGAUCGAGCUUUACGCACAGUCAACGCGAGACCUCCCUGUUACACUGCACUGCGUUCCUUAGUCGCUCGCCGGCAGCAGCUUCUCGACAACGCACCGCCCACGGAUACCAAAAUGUCAUCCAACGGAUCUUCAGGGCAACACACCUCUGUGGAUCGCCAGACGCUCCUCUCCCUCGAUCACAUCCGAGCGGUGCUCAUCAGGCUCGAAGAUACCAUCGUGUUCGAUCUCAUCGAGAGGGCUCAGUAUGCUCAUAAUCCGCCGAUGUACGCCCCAGGAGCAUUCAAGGAGCUCAGAGAAAAGGAGAAUUGGGAAGCCAGCUGGGUCGAAUGGUUCCUCAAAGAGACGGAGGCUGCUCAUGCCAAAGUUCGGCGCUUCGAUACUCCGGACGAGUACCCCUUCACGCCCAUCGAGCAACUGCCCAAAGCAAUCUUGCCUCCCUUGACAUACCCCGAUGUCCUUUUCAAAGCGGCAGUCGUCAAUGCCAAUUCGCGCAUCUGGAGUUGGUACAGGGACGAUGUGGUGCCCGCCAUUACGCGGAAACAUGGCCUGCAGGCGGAUGAUGGGCAGUACGGCAGCGCUGCUACGAGGGAUGUGGAAGUGCUGAGCGCUGUUUCUAGGCGCAUACAUUUCGGCAUGUUCGUAUCCGAGUCGAAGUUCCAAUCCUCGCCAGCAGAUUUUAUAGAGCCCAUACGUGCAAGAGAUCGCGUCAAGCUGGAAGCGCUCAUCACCAAACCGGCAGUUGAGGCUGCUCUGCUCGUGCGUCUGGCAGAGAAGGCGAAAGUGUACGGGCAAGAUCUGGACACGCUCUUGGCUGCUGGCAAACAGGGCACAGCAAAGAUCGACACAGAGGAGGUGGUCAGGAUUUACAGGGAACGCAUCAUCCCCGAGACGAAGGUGGUCGAGGUCGAUUAUCUGUUGAAAAGGCUGGAAGGGCUGUCGGAGGAGGAAGUUGCCAAUUUGGCUAACAGGAGGUGACCUUGGAGACUCAGGGCAGCACUGCCGACGGCAAUACCAUCGUCGUCGAACUUCGGUAUGCUCGAGAUUCUCGUGACGUAGUGUCUUUCUCGCCCAUGUAAAGGCGUCGUCGAGCAGUCCAACGUCAUUCAUUGCUCGUAUUUACGCGCCUCUACUCCUUUUGGAGGGACGACAUCCACUUUUUUCGUUCCCACAUCUUUCCAAUUUGUGCUCAAAGCCGUACCUCCGCUCUCCACAAAGCUCUUCUGCAUGGCUCUUCUCGUAUCGUCGUCGGCAUCGGCAUAGAGCUUUUGAAAGAAUGCGUCAAUAUUGCCAUCUUGGC
Molecule: messenger RNA, 1610 nt
Organism: Ceraceosorus guamensis
Lineage: Eukaryota; Fungi; Basidiomycota; Exobasidiomycetes; Ceraceosorales; Ceraceosoraceae
Product: putative ARO7-chorismate mutase
Exons: 4
Coding region: 425-1288 (287 amino acids)
Biological process (GO): aromatic amino acid biosynthetic process; chorismate metabolic process
Cellular component (GO): cytoplasm
Molecular function (GO): chorismate mutase activity
Source: RefSeq, a predicted model, not a curated record